This is a messenger RNA of Venustampulla echinocandica, 3366 nucleotides long. RefSeq lists its product as uncharacterized. The coding region runs from base 1 to 3366 and encodes 1121 amino acids. The record is from RefSeq and is a predicted model, not a curated record. The transcript is spliced from 4 exons. NCBI's taxonomy places the organism in Eukaryota, Fungi, Ascomycota, Leotiomycetes, Helotiales, Pleuroascaceae.
AUGUUCCAGCGACUUAAAGGCGCAAUAGAUUCCCGCAUCGCCGAAGAACAAGCCCGCCAGCAGGCUACUACGGCUACUCCUGUAUCGAGAUCAAAUUCUGCUCGGCGCCCUACCUCUCGAACUGCGUCGCCGUCCACACGGCCUCGAAGGGCCAAACCAAAAGAAACCGACGGAGCACCAGCUCGCGGCCCAGAUCCGUCCGAAUUCGAGAGUGCUUUUGCUAUAGAGGAUGAUUCGGAAGAUAUAUCCAACGGAGUGACACCAGCAACCGACGAGAAGCCCCCUACAAUGACGGACACUACUGUGACCCCGGCGGAUAACGCAUCUGGGGAUGUCGGCGACAAAGGGAUAGAAAACGCUGCGGCCACGCCGCCAAAGCCUGCCGGAUUACCUGCAGAAGUGCGUGCAAAGUUGCGGAAAUUGGAGACUCUAGAGUCGAGAUAUAAAGAUCUCCUACGGUCCUACCGAAUUGCACAUUCCCGCGCUAUAUCAAUAGAGCCAUUUGAGAAGGCUCUGAAGGAAAAUACUCCUCUAGCAACCAUCGCAGACCCCGAUGCUUUGAUCGAAUAUGUAAAUCAGCUCAAUUUGAAAGGUGAUAUGGUGAUGGAUGAGCUGAAGCGCGUAUCCGCCGACCGUGAUGACUAUAAGAAGAAAUUGGACGAAUCUGAAAAGAAAGCCUUAUCGGCACAGAAUGAGCUUGAGGCUCUCAAAUCCGCCACGCAAAGCGAUGCAACUACGACCGGCGCGCAUGAAAAGGCGGAAACUAUGAGCAUUGAUACGCCAACAGCUUCCGUGAAAUCCCCUGUGUCCUCAGUGUUGGGGAUUUUUUCACCCAAGCAAAAGCCACAAGCAACGUCUGAAAAUAAAGACGUCAGCGAGGAAUUCUUUUCGUAUGACGAUGAGGUGCCUAAACUUCAACAAGAAGUUAAAGACAAAACCGCUGAAAUCGAGGAGUUGAAGUCGAAAGUUGACAGCUUAGGAAAGGAUCUUGCUGUGGCCCAAGAAUCAAGUUCUGGCCUGGUUGAGAGUCUAGAAAAGGCGACACGAGAACUCAACGAGUCCAAGGAAGCUGCAGUAGAUGGCCAAUCCCGACUUAAAGAGCUCGAGGCACAGACCAAGGAACUUGAAAGCCUGAAGCAGACUUUACAGACGAAGGAGAAGCAGCUUGCAGAUCUGGAGACUGGCCUCGCAAACCACAAGAAAGAAUCAACCGAAAAGAUCGCCUUGUUGGAGGGUGACAUUGCAAACCAGAAGAAAACUGCAAAUGGAAAGCUUCAAUCGGAGAUAGAUGCUAGGAAGGAAGCAGAAAGCGCUCGCCAAAUGCUAGAUACUCAAAUUAAGGAUUUGGAGAAGUCACGGGUUGGUGAUACAAAGCGCAUUUCAGAGCUCGUCGAGUCGAAGAAGCUGCUUGAGAAUCAAGUUAAAGAGAAGACGACACAGGAAGUUGACGGCAGUGAGGGCAAGAGCGUAACACCUGCUAGUCAGCCCACGGAAACAACAGCUGGCGCAGCAACAGGCGCAGGAGGUGGUAAGAAAAAGAACAGGAAGAAGAAGAAGGCCGGCAAUGCUGCAGCUAGCGCUGUCAAGGAGGCUCCAGUGGAGAAGGACCAGGAAUCACUCCCCAGCACUCCGGCCACCACCGAUUUGCAAGCUGAGAUAUCUAGGCUCAAGGAUGAAGUGGCGGACCGAGAUACCCAGAUAGCAAAGUUACAAACGAAGCGAAAGACCGAGGAAGAUCUACGAGAAGAGCUUGAGCAUAUGCAAGACAACUUCCUUAAUAUUGGCCAGGAGCAUGUCGAAGCCAAGGAUAAAAUCAAGGAGCUUCAAACCGAGAAGACAGCCCUUCAAGAGAGAAUCAGCAAACUAGAGGGAGAGAUUGAAACCUAUAAGAACCAAUCGAAGGGUGCGGAUAAGGUUGGAGCUGAUUUCAAAUCCUUGACGGCAGAAUACGAAGAUCUCAAAUUGAAAUCUGCUACACUACAGACGGACCUUGGAGCGGCCCAGCAACUUGCGACAUCACGCUAUAGAGAUUUGACGGAUCUCCGGGACGUCUUACAACAGGCUCAGCCUGAGCUCAAAACACUACGCGCCGAGAAUGGCAACUUGAAAGCCACCAAGGACGAACUUGCCACCCGUACAGCGGAUUUGAGAAGGUUGGAGGCUCGAGAAAAAGACCUGAAAUCUGAUGUUGCAAGCUUCAAGAAGCAAGCCGCGGAUCGGGAGAACAAGAUCAGGGAACUGAACGAGCAGGUAACUCAGGAGACGAACGGCCGGCUUCGAGCUGAGGACCAGGUUCGCGUCGCGCAGCGCGAUAUGAGGAAGUCCGAAGCAGAGAAGAUCAAACUUGCUGCUUCGGGAGAAAAAUCGGCAUCAGAGCUUGAAAAGGUCCAAGAAGAAGCUGGUAAACUGAAGGUUAAGGUUCGGGAUCUUGAAGAUCAAGUUUCCAAGCUCACGAGCGAAUCUAAAGGGCUCCGAGAGGAAGUUGAGCUACGUGGCUCGCAAUACAACAAUGCUCAGGGACUGUUAGGCAGCAUGAGAGAUCAAAGUUCGGAGAUGGCCAUGCAACUGAAGGAGGCCAAAGAGCAAUCCGAAAGCCUUGAAGACGAACUAGCAGAGAUCCAAAAAUUACUGAGUGAACGCACUCGUGAGGGCGAGACCAUGCGUAGACUUCUAGCGGACGUUGAUGACCGGGCUGAAGCUAAGAUAAGGGAAAUGAGAGAACGUAUGGAGGCUGCUAUUGAAGAGCGAGACCGUGCGGAGGACGAGGCGAGCACAAACGGCCGACGAAGAGCUCGCGAAGUGGAUGAGCUCAAGACUAAAAUUCGAGAUUUCGAACGGGAUCUGAAGCGAGCUCAAGACGACCGGGAUGAGCUGCAACAGGCCGAGAAAGAAUGGAAGCGGAAGCGUGAUACUCUUGAAGGAGUGUCCGAGAAAGCUGCCCAGGAAGUUAAUGAGAUACGGUCAACUAUGGGCGAGCUUCGCAAUGCUCUUGACGGCAGCGAGAAGCAAGUUCGAGAAGCUGAAAAGCAGCGAACGGAUCUACGUCGACUCUUAGAAGAAGCCAAUCAACGAUACGAGAAACUUCAAAAAGAGUUCAAGACGCUUCAAGCUAAACAGUCGCGGAUGAACGACGUUUCGUCCCGAUCAUCGAUUGACAGUGGCAGGGCGGGGAGUCCUGUCAAUGGUGCGGCAAGGCAGCAAGCAGGACAGAUGGAUUAUGUCUACUUGAAGACCAUCCUCCUCCAGUUUCUAGAACAGAAAGACAAGAAGAGACAGGCCGACUUGGUCAAGACGGUUCUUGGGCAGUUGCUACGUUUCGACAAAAAGGACCAGGAUAAAUGGAUGGCGGCAAUCUCAGCCAAAUGA